Mytilus trossulus (common blue mussel) is the source of this 6150-nucleotide messenger RNA. Its product is annotated as arf-GAP with coiled-coil, ANK repeat and PH domain-containing protein 2-like. The record is from RefSeq and is a predicted model, not a curated record. Gene Ontology annotation, cellular component: cytoplasm. Bases 131 to 2635 code for a protein of 834 amino acids. Gene Ontology annotation, molecular function: protein binding; GTPase activator activity. The transcript has 25 exons. Lineage: Eukaryota; Metazoa; Mollusca; Bivalvia; Mytilida; Mytilidae.
CGCCAUCUGCACUAUUUUCGUCCAAGGGGAGGCAAUUAGUAGGAGGAUUUCGUGGUUGAGUAACUUGAUGAAGAUGAUUGACUAAUCACCCGAACUGAUCAAUAUAACGGGAAUUUAAUCAGUAAACAAAAUGCCUUCCAAACCAAGUGUUGAUUUCAAGGAAUGUCUGAAGGAUUCGCCUGUAUUUAGGUCAUCCCUAGAUUCAGCUGAACAAGACAUAGAACAUCUAGAGGCCAAGUUAGAGAGACUAGUAAAAGUAUGCAACAUUAUGAUAGAGACAGGAAAGACCUUCAAAAAAGCUAGCAGUGAUUUUAUAGUUGGUGUAAGAGACUUAGCAUCAUAUUUCAAAACAGACGACUUGUUAAAUGACGACACUAAAGUAUCUAACUGUUUGUCAAAGUUUGCCCAUGAAAUGACAGAGAUGCUGAAAUACUUUACAAUAUUGCUAGAUCAAGCAAAUAGAUCUGUUUGCCAGAAUAUACAGAAAUUAAUUAAAACGGAUAUAAAGAAGGUGAAAGAUUCCAGGAAGGAUUUUGAGAAGAUUAGUGAUGAUUUAGAUUCAGCGUUAAAUCGUAAUUCUAAUGUUCCACGUACUAAAGUACAGGAGUGUGAAGAAGCUAAAAAUAUACUGACCUCUAAAAGGUCAGGUUUCGCUCACGCCUCACUAGAUUAUGUCUUUCAAAUAAAUGUUCUCCAUUCAAAGAAGAGAUUUGAUGUUUUAGAAACUAUGUUAUCAUUUAUGCAUGCCCAUAGUACAUAUUUUCAUCAAGGUCAUGACCUGUUUAAUGAAUUUGACCCAGAAAUGAAAAGUAUAACUGGACAGGUAGAUGAGUUGAGAGAGAAAGCUAAGCAGGAGAGAAGAGAAAUGGAAGAACGUCACACUCUAGUCCAGAAAAAAGAUCUGUCUCAAAUAACUAGUUCUAUCCAUGGUGAAAAUGGUGUUAUAGAAGGCUACCUGUUUAAGAAGACAAGUAAAGGAUUCAAAAGCUGGGUUAGACGUUGGUUUGCUAUACAGAAUAACCAGCUUAUUUACAAGAAGAGGUCAGGGUCACACAAUGCUUUAUCUAUUAUGGAGGAAGAUCUACGUCUAUGUACAGUAAAGCCUGCCUACGAUACUGAGAGACGAUUUUGUUUUGAAGUGUUGUCCCCUACAAGGAGUCAUCUGUUACAAGCCGACUCUGAUGAAGACUGUAAGAUGUGGAUCACUGAAAUAACAUCAGGAAUCUCAAGAGCGUUUAAAGAUGCGGAAAAUCAGGAACUGAAACAGGAAGAAGAUGAUCCUAGUCCACAAGAGAACAAAACAGAUGAAAAUGAAUUACCCACAACUCUGAAACUUAGUAAAGCACAGAUACGAUUACAACAGUUAUUUUCUAUCCCUGGUAAUGACCACUGUUGUGAUUGUGGAUCUAAGGACCCCAGAUGGGCUAGUCUUAACCUUGGUAUAACAUUAUGUAUUGAAUGUUCAGGAAUUCACAGGAGUUUUGGUGUUCACCUGUCCAAAGUAAGGUCCAUAACUCUGGAUGCCUGGGAACCGGAACAAUUAAAAGUCAUGGCAGAGUUAGGAAAUGACAUAAUAAAUAGAAUAUUUGAAAAGAAUGUUGAUGAAACCAUAGCAACAAGAGCAACUGCAGAAUGCAAAAGAUCUAUCAGGGAAUCUUGGAUAAAAGCAAAGUAUGUUCAGAAAGCCUUUGUGAUGAAGUUACCUGGCCCUAAAACUACAGCAGGGAAGAAGAUCAGAGGAUGGAGUGUGAAGAAAAAGUUACGUCGUUCUCCAGAGAAAGUAACAGGGGACCAGUCAGAUAAUGAUUUAGAUGUUACCAGUGGAUUAAUGGAAGGAAAAAAUAAUUCCAAAGCAGUGAUGUCCGUUUCAACCAACAACGUAUUAAAUGAUAGCGACAGUGGAAUAGGCGCCAAUGCUUCAGAUGUAAUAGCUUCAGAUGUUAUUGUCUUCGGAACAGAUUUAGAGUUACCUGAUCUUGGUAGAUCAAUCAGCAUUGAAAGUUCAGAUGAAUCUGACACAGGGGUUGACGAAGGUGAAGAUUCACAGUCAACAACUUCCUGGGAAGAUAUGAGUAAACUGGAUCCUAAUAUGUUACUAUACAAGGCAGCUCAAGCUAGGAACCUGACUGUUAUGUUAGAGGCACUGGCUAAUGGAGCUGACCCUAACUGGGUGAACGAAGAGGAGGAAGGCAGGACUCCGUUAAUGAAAGCCGUAGAAACUGGUUCUUUAUCAGCUUGUGAGUUUUUAAUGUUGAACGGUGCCAAACUGGACAGGCAAGAUAAAAACUUAAGGAUGCCAUUACACCAUGCUGUUAUGCAUGGAAAUACAGGACAAGUUUGUCAGUUUCUGAAGAGAGGUGCCAACCUUCAUUCACCUGAUGCUAAUGGAAAGGAUCCAUUACAGAUAGCUGUAGAUGCUGCCAAUGCAGAUAUUGUCACAUUAUUGAGACUUGCCAAGUUAAAUGAGCAGAUGAAAGAGGAUAGUGACAUGGGCAAUACUGACGAUACAUUUAACGAAGUGUUCAGAGACUUUUCUAAUAUGGCGUCAAAUAAUCCAGAAUUAUUACGGCGGCAUGUAGAACAAACUGACCAAUCAGAAUCCUUAGACAGUAGCGUGGAACAAAGUCCUACUUGAUAUUGGAUUACAACUUAGAAAUUUUCCAAUAUUUUAAUGCAUUUGGGGUCAAAGUUUAGUGCAAUAGUUGACUUAGUAACUUAAUAAUAAAUUUCCUGUUACUUUUGCUAAUGUUUGCUGAUAUCUGUGGCUUGUGUUUUCUUGUUAUUGAUGGUUUUCAACAUUGUAUUUAUUUUAUGAAAAAUUUAAAUUUUGUUUGAUAUGAAAGUCAAUGGAAUAAAUUAACCAACCGUAUCAAUGGUUAUUGUAUGCCAUAAUUAAAAUCCUUAGAUAGUAUAUAGUACAUUCAAGAUACCAUCAAGAAAUUUUUCAAAUGUACCAUCCCACUUUUCCAAGCCUGUCCAGUUUGUAGAUAUAUGCUGUACAUGUUUGCUAAGUAGACAAGUCAAUGCUUAUAGUAUACUUUGUUGAAAAUUUCCCCCCCUGCAAUUUAUGAUUAAACAGCCAAACAUAAACUCCUAAACAAAUAUUUUGAAUGCACACCUGUACAAUACUAGUUUGUUAAUUUGCUUGCUACAAGUGAACAAAAUAUUCAAAUAAAAAGUAUCUGCACUAAUCAAAUAUGUCAUAGAUGAUGUAUGCUGUUUUAUUCUGCUUUAUAAAAUGUUGGACAUAUUGCUUGCUAAUACCAUGACAUAAUAAAAAAGGGACCAGUUCCUACAAAAGUUAAACACAAAAAGAAACAGAAUGGGUUGCUUGAAAACUUAUUUCAAAAAAUGAAUGUAUAAUUUGCUUUAGUAAAUUGUGACUAAUUUAAUCUAGAUUGUUUAUAUGCGUUUGAACAACUUUUGAACAAGUGGUUAUAUUUAUAAUAUUCAAUCCAGCAAAUAUCUGAUUAUUACUGAGAUCAAAAUUUAGAAAUCACUGGGACCAAGUGAAGUAAUUACUAAGUUCAAAUAAGGUAGUCACUGGGGUCAAAUGGGCUAACCACUUUGGUCAAAUAAGAUAAUAAAGUUCUGUGAGGUAAUUACUGGGUUCAAAUAAAGUAUUGACUAGGGUCAAAUAAGAAUAUCACAGGGGUCAAGUGAAGUAAAAUAAAAGCCUCUGGGAGACAUUUUUCAGACUGUGAAAUCCUAAACUAUAAUCAGAAUCUUAAUAGUAAAAAAUGGAAUGUUUUUGGAAGUGAUAUGAAUGGGAAAAUGGUGUAUAUUGUUUUGCUUGAAAUACAUCUGAACUAUUGAAGUGUUAUAUGGUUUGAAAUUAAAAUAUUAUUUUUGUUAAGAGAGUUGAUGUUUAAUCUGUGUGUGUAUGUAUGUGUGCAUUGUGUUAUAUGUGUGUAUAUAUUUUAUAAAUGUUUGCCAGCUUUAGUAUGGUUGAACCAUGCAUCAUACUUUGUAGACAUAUUUUUGUUAAGCAUUGUUGUUAUUUUUAAUAGUAUAACUCAAAAGGGAUAGAAGGGUUUAAUCUGUUAUUAACCAGAUGAAAUAAAACAUUGGUUAUAAAGAUGUAUGUCCUUUCUACAAAGAUUUUUAAAAUCAAUGUUUCAUUGCUGAUUUACUGUCUCCAAGUGUGUUAAUAUGGUUUGAAAAGCCAAACUUUCAAGACUUGUAAAUUUCAUAUGUUGCUUUUUACUACUGAAACCAACAAUUACCAAAUGUAGUUAAAAUUUGGACCUUUCGUUUAAUAGAUAUGUAAGGAAAGGUCAGAUAGAAAUGGUUAAACAUGAAAUAUCAAUUAAAAUAAGUUGGUUUACAAAGGAGUAGGUCCAGUAAGGACCGAUUUUGGCCUCAAAUUUCAGGUUCAUCUGACGAAAGAUUUUUACCACUUUUUAAACACUUAAGUGUCUAUUUCAUUUUAAUCAAUUAGUUUAUUUGAAAGAUUUUAACUGAUUAAGACAUUAAAAACGAUCCGAUUCAAGCUCAAAUAUGAAAAAUCUACCAAAUAUGCAAAAAAAUGUCACUUUUCAGAUGUUUUUUGUCAAAAAUGAAAGUGGCCGCAUCCGUGUUCAUCCGCAAUCUUUAUAUAUGUUAUGUAUUAUCAUAAAAUACAACUUACAUUUCAAUAUUAAGGAUGAACACGAAUGCGGCCACUUUUGUUUUACACGUAAACUGUCUUAAAUUUAACUAAAAUGAUAGAAUUGUGUAGAAUUCAGUAAUUUAGCAUGACUUUAUGGUGCUAGUACCUGAUAUAUGUGCAUUGUAAUGUCAAAAACAGCCCAUAUUUAUGUAGCAGAAGCAUUCUUCUGUCCAAUAAAUAACUAAAAGUUUACAUUUUAACAACUUUGUAAAACUGCUAUAUUUUGGGGCCAAAAAGCAGCCACCUGAGCCUACUCCUUUUACAGCAUUUAGUGAAAUAGAAUAUAUGUAAUGGUUAUAACAUCAUAGAAGGGUAUAAAUCUCAUGGCAAAUUUUACCUCAACAUUGAAAGUCUCAAAAAUGUAUAUAAACGACAUUAUACUUGAUUUUAAUGAAUCCAUCAACAUUAUCUAAAGCCAUAUUGGUGCUGAACAAAUAUACAAUUGUGAGAGAAUUAUAAAAUGGAUUUACUAAAAUAUUUUUCUCUUGUAAAAUAUAUCAUGCAAGUCAUUGCCAGAUAAGCAUUUUCUGUUUGUGCAUACAAUUUUUUAAAGUAUAUAUUUUGUGAUUAAAUGUUUUUGCUUAUGUUUUACUUUAUUCCAUUAUUGUGCAAUAACUACAAGCUGUGUUUCCUCAUAUACAUGUAUAUAUAUUGUAAAUAUAUUCUAAAGUGUUGUCAGAUUUUUCUGAUUUAAAACUUUCUCUGACUAUUAUAUUCAUAUAUAAAUUUUUUAAUUACUUUGUUGAUGACGAAAAAAAAUGUUUUUGUAGUAAAAGCAUUUGCUUUGAUGGCCAUUUUGUUUAUGUGAAAUAGAGUGCACACAUUUUUAAUCUACAGUUCUAGUAGAUAAGUUAAUUUGAUUAUGCAUUCCUCAAAUAGAAUAUUUAAAUGAAAUUUUAUUAGAUAACCCUUUUACUUAAUACUUUAUAUCUGCUAAAUGUUAAAUAACUGACUUAAAUGUUAGGUCGGAAGUUAGUAAUUCAACCUCAUUUAAAUCUGUAUUCAUGUGAAUUUAAAUUUAAUCCUUUACUAAAUAUCAGUCUAGUCUAAACUACACACAAAAUGAUGAUUCACUAUACUGAGUCAUUUUGUUCCUUAAGGACCUUUUUGUAAUUUGGAUAUACGUUGUAGUAUAUUUUAAAUCAAAUACUUAAAUUUGAGUCAAAUUGGUGAACAUAAAUUUGAUAGCUACAAUAUGAAAAACGUUCAGGAUAACUUUUGCAAACCACAAAUUAUAAGUUGAUUUAGAUUUUGUAGACAACUGAAAGAUGUGUUGACUUUUGAUGAUACAAUAUAUAAGCAUUGUUAUAUAAAUUGCUUCAUACACUUAUUUAAGUUUUGCAUAAUAUGGAAAUACAAAUAUCUCAGAAAAUCAAAUUUGAAUGUUUUCAUCAGAGCUGUGUUAUUGUUUCAAAUUAUAUAUAUUUUUAAGUCCUAAAAUUGUUUUAGUUUACUUUAUUUUUGUCUGAUACAUGUAUUAAUAAAAAUUGUAUAAAUUU